Sesamum indicum (sesame) is the source of this 1351-nucleotide messenger RNA. RefSeq names its product Phospholipase A2 family protein. Gene Ontology annotation, biological process: arachidonate secretion; phospholipid metabolic process. NCBI's taxonomy places the organism in Eukaryota, Viridiplantae, Streptophyta, Magnoliopsida, Lamiales, Pedaliaceae. Gene Ontology annotation, molecular function: A2-type glycerophospholipase activity. The record is from RefSeq and is a predicted model, not a curated record.
AUUUCCAGAACUCUCUCUCUCUCUCUCUCUCUCUCUCUCUCUCUCUCACACACACACACACACACACACACGAGACGCUGCUGCUGAUGAUUGAAGAAACGUUUCGAGCUAUGAUACAGUUCAGAUGUAGAGCUAAAUAAUGCAGUCCAACAAAUAGAGUAUUCCGAAAAGAACCUAUUUUAGAUUGGUGGAAAUUGACACAUGCUCUUUUGUAAUAAUCCCUAAAAGUAUUAUCUACCUCAGCAAAUGGGUCGACGACGACAGUUGAUAUGGGCAGUCCAUAUGGCAUGUUGCACGCCUUAUCCAGUAGAGUAGGCAGUUGAAGCUUGCAUGCCGUUGAUACCUGUCUUUUAAAUGAAUCUUCAAUUUCACAGAUAUAUUCCUUGGUUUGGAUCCCAUCCAAACAAGGCUAUAUCAUCACCUACCAUGUCUACUGGCACCCUGUUGGAGGCACCUAAAGAGAAUGCUAUUAUUGAUGCCAAAUUCUGGAAAUGGUCUCUUUUCUCAUUUAUUCCCUGGGCUAUCAGAGCCAGUGAAAAAAUUCAGUUGCCGACAACUGUUAAUAGAAAGCUAAAGAAGCACGCACAACCUCGUGGAAGCAUUGAAUCUAUCACUCAGUACUCAACUAUACGUUUCAGACCAUAUGUCUCAAAGGUACCAUGGCAUACAGGUCCAAGAGGUUUUCUAUCUCAGUUAUUUCCACGAUAUGGACAUUACUGUGGGCCUAAUUGGUCCAGUGGCAGAGAUGGAGGUUCUCCUAUUUGGGACAAACGUCCAAUUGAUUGGUUGGACUUCUGCUGCUAUUGCCAUGAUAUAGGUUAUGACACUCAUGACCAGGCUGAGCUUCUGAAGGCAGACCUGGCAUUCUUAGAGUGCUUGGAGAAGCCGAACAUGAGUACAAAAGGAGAUCCACAGGUUGCUUGCCUUUAUAAAUUCAUGUGCAUCUCAGGUCUUAGAAAUAUACUAAUACCUUACAGACAGAACCUCGUGAAGUUGCAAUCAGGAAAAUUAUUCUUUCCAUCUGUAUGGCUGAGCAAUAUGCAAUGGAAUGGAUGGAACUUUGCUAAGACUAAAGGAUUCAGUACCGUGAAAACAUGACAUCCUAGGACAUAUAAGACAUGGUUAUAGCUGUUAGGUCUAGCUAUUGAAAUCAGAGCAGCAACAAAAUUGAGUGCCUAUAGACUAAAAAUGUUGAUCAUGUUGUAUGUGGAUUGUUUAGGCAGUGUCUCGUUGAGGUUUCCCGAACCUCGACAGAACGUUGUGAGUAAUGUAAAUAGUGUAAAUUAAGUUGCUAAUAUCCCAGUUCUUUUAGUAUUAGUAACAUGAGUGCAAAAUAGAUAUUUUAGUAAAA